Messenger RNA from Scutellospora calospora, 325 nucleotides. The record is from the annotation of a GenBank genome assembly. Lineage: Eukaryota; Fungi; Glomeromycota; Glomeromycetes; Diversisporales; Gigasporaceae.
AUGUUCGCACCAAGAAUUGAAAAAAACGAAACUAUUGAUAGUUAUAUGGAUCUUAUCUAUAGGCCUUUAUUACAAGAUAAUAUUUUAGAAAAUGUUGAAGACGAUGAUGAUUCAAGUUCUAUAAGUCGAGGUAGAGGAAGGGGUCGAGCUAGAGGUCGGGUCAGAGGUCGUGGUAGAGCAAGCACAGAAAAUCUCACUCAAAAUGUCUGCGCAGCUAUAUAUCUUUCAUUAGAUAAAUUAUGGGAAGUACCAAAUGAACUAUCUUUAAUUGCAACGAUUUUGGAUCCACGAAUGAAAAGUUUUCCGUUUAUAAAUGAUUCUGAUC